Messenger RNA from Porites evermanni, 4858 nucleotides. NCBI's taxonomy places the organism in Eukaryota, Metazoa, Cnidaria, Anthozoa, Scleractinia, Poritidae. The record is from the annotation of a GenBank genome assembly.
AUGUCAGUCGCAACAGUUUCGGACACUUACUGGCAAACAGUCAAAGGUACCAUAAGAGAAAGAUGUGAGUUUAUUUUCAAUCAAGAACUCCUGAGCGAUGUGAAAUUCGUGGUCCUUGACUCCCAAGGCGGAAGCAAGAGGAUUCUAGCUCACAAGUUUGUUUUAGCGAUCAGUAGCCCAGUGUUUUCUGCCAUGUUUUUCGGUGAAAUGGCGGAGACGACAAAAGAUUCAGUGGACAUAUCUGACUGCGAGUAUGAAAGCCUACUGGAGUUGUUUCGCUUUAUCUACAGCGACGAAGUAAAGCUUAACGUUGAUAAUGUCAUGCAGUUGUUGUAUUUAUCAAAGAAAUACAUGGUGACUACUUUGGCCGAAAAGUGCUCUGGUUUCCUUCAAGAGGACUUGAACGCAUUAAACGUGUUUUACGUUUUGCAGGAUGCACAGAAAUACGAAGAAAAAGAUUUAGUGAAUCACUGUUGGAAAGUGAUCGAGACACAAACAUUAGAAGCUGUAAAAUCAGAGGGGUUCGUCACAGUUGAGAGAACAGUUUUGGAGGAAUUAGUGGAGAAAAAUUCACCAAAUAUCAAAGAAGUUGAAUUAUUCAAGGCUGUUGAUUGCUGGGCUGAAAAAGAAUGUGAAAUGCAAGGCCUCGUUUGUCAAGGCUUCUUAAAACGAAGAGCCCUGGGAGAACGGAUUGUUAAGGGAAUUCGCUUUCCCGCGAUGGUGGAAAGAGAAUUCGCUGAUAUUGUUCUUGAUUCGGAAUUACUUACAUUCAGUGAGACAAAUCAUAUAUGAUUAAGUAUUAUAACUCUGUGCUGGAUAAUCUAGUGGGAUAAGAACUAGACGUACAAACGUUAUUUCUAACUCUGCAUCACUAAGUAGCAAGUGGUUUUUAUUUUACGAUCCCUCUUAUUCAGAUUGUUUAUUUUCUAACGAUGCCAGAACCGCACAGCAACCUACAAUUCGCGCAUUUUGGAAGCGAUUAUAGUGAAUAUGCAUGGGUGACUAUUACUGUUCAGUGAAGAAGCGUCUUUGUUUCAAACACGCCCGCGAAUGUAUUUUUUUAUCUUAGCAGGUAGGGAGUGAAUUAGGAAUUUACCAUGGCUUUGCCAUUGCGAUUAGUGUACCAAUAUCCUUAAUGGCAAAAACACGAUAGAAGAUUCAGUCUGUAACAGAUGUUCCUUAACGCAGUUGUUAUUGUGAGUUCUGACAGACAUACGCACCCAUGUUUUGUGGUCUCAUUAUUACGAUAUUGAUGAAGGCGCUUUGUAUUGACUUUUGUUGAUCAUCUUACCGUGGACCUGGAUGACCAGCCUAACCACAAAGACAAUCAGAAUAGCUAGCUUCAUUCUCAAAACCUUUUAACAGAGAAGGAGUGCACCAAUUCAAAAAGCGCGUUGUGUCGUCAGCAUUGACAAAAUACUGUUAACUUUGGGUUGGCUAAGAGGUUUAUAAAAUCAAUUGGCUAAAUUUGUUUUCAAUUUUUGUGUGUUUUUCUUUAUGAAAAAGACAAAAACCAAAUAAAAGCUGAGAAUAGAAAGAUUUUCUCGAUCUUCCUCCUCCCUUUUUGUCAAAUUCCGAAAUGCUCGAUAAAAAAUGUAUUCUAUUUAGGAUGCGAAGGAAAAAAUCGAGAUAUCAUAUGCUAUCAUUAAAACCUGUUUCUUAUCAGUUUGUAUUUUUAUCGCGGGGGAGUACUCCCCUAUGAAAGUGACGCGGGUGCUCGUUGGGAAAAUUCGAGAACACCCUUAAAAGGUACCAGAAUCUUUCUUUAUGGGCGUGUCCCAAAAUUCAUUUCCACACCUAAGAGGUACCAAUUCAACAACAACAAAUUAACUGGACAUCUUAUUUCAAAUAAAAAGAAUUCAAGAAAUUAAAUUGGCAUACCGUAACAAAUACAUCAGUUUCAGAUCGAUAACCCUCGGCGAUAACCUUACCUUAAAAUGUAUCGAGACAAUUCUGGCAGCGGUCAUUUUCGGUUUUAGCACCAUAAGCGUUACCAAUCCAGAAAUUUAAACCCCUAAAAGGUACGACGAGCACCCCCAUCACUUUUAUAGUGUAGUACCCCCCGGAAUUUUUAUAAAGUCCUUCUGAAGGUGGAACACACCUAAUAUUUACUUUUGUCUAUCAAUUGUCAUGAUAAAGCAUUCCAGCUGUGCAGAUGUGGGAAAAGUCUAGAGCCCUUUCGCUUUUUUCAGUAGCAGUGCUAACAAUCUUUUCAGCAGCAGCUGUGUUGGAACAUAGGCUAGCAGCUCAGACUGGUAUUAGCUAGUAAUCUUUAUUUCUAAUGGAUAUAAGAGUCACUUGGUAGUAGGCUAGAUGAAGCUCAGUCAGAAUUAAUAAAUCCUGCACGGAUUUGUAACACUUACAAAAGGUGAAAAGUAAAAAACUAUGCCAGUAGAUGAAAGCACGUCAACUUGCCUCUUAAAAUUACCACAUAGUAUACUCAUAGUAUAAUAGAAAAAAGGAGAAGAAAGAGAAAAAAGUAAAAGGUAUUAAUAUUUCAUCGCACCUUUUUAACCGCGGCAGGGUUAGCUCAGUCAGUAGAGCGCUUGACAGCAGAGCAGGAGGUCACGGAUUCGACAUCCCGGGGCCGGAGCAAUACUCAUGGUCUUAAAAUAACCGAGAAAUGAAGGUACUUCCUUUCCCCUGCAAACGGGUAGGCCUUCGUGUGGCUCGGAUGUUUAUGUAAAAUGGCGGUCUCGUCUCCACAAGGAGACGUACAAAUAGUGUCCCCAAUUAGUACUUUCCUGCUAAAUACAUUGACACUCAAAUAAAGUGCAAUUUUCUUCUCACCACUUAGGGCCCACUUAGCAUGAAAAAUAUGGUGUAAGUGAAAUGUUCCCAUUUGACCCAUUACCUUGAAGGACACCUACGUUGCAUCAAACAGAAACAGAGGAGAGCUUUACAUUUUACAAAAAGACGAUAAAAUAUCAAGCAGCCGUGCUCACGAUCCAGCUCAAUGGUUUGCAAAAAGCAGAGAAUAUAUGCACAGUGUGAAAAGGCGAAAGCCUUGUUUGUUGUCUUCAGCUCGGAUUUUGAAAACAGGCCAUUGUCCAGGGCCCCCCCCGUGUCUCGAAAGUCCCGUUGUCACAGUGAUAUGGGCAUCCCCGAUUUUUGAGCAUUCCCAUUCCCGAAACCCUACUGAUAUGGACAUCCCCUGUAACCGUAACCGUAACCGUAACCCAAAUCGCAAAGGUAAUAUGAGCUGGGAAUACCCAUAUCACUAGGGUUUUGGGGAUGGGGAUGCCCAUAUCACUGUAACACCACGGUAACUUUUCUUGCCCGUAAUCAAAUAUUCAAAUUAAAAUCUUAAGAAUAAUAACGCACGUCCAAGUUAAAAAUCCUGUACAGUCUGUUUUGUUAAUUCAUAGUUUUAUUAUGUCAUCCGCAAAAUCUUGAAUAUAAACAACAAUGGCCUUCCGAGGCCGCAAUUAUCGCACAUUUCGAGAAAAGAGCCUUAGGCUUACAUUAGCACCAAACCGAGGCUGGAAGCGUUAAAGAAACGAACGAACCCUGAAAAGCUGAAUUAGCCAUGUCUGUCGAUGCAGUGUUGGACACUUACUGGCAAACAGCCAGAGGUACCAUCAGAGAAAGAUGUGAGGCCGUUUUCAAUCAAGAACUGCUUAGCGAUGUGAAGUUCGUGGUUCGUGACUCCAGAGGCGGAAGUAAGACGAUUCCCGCUCACAAGUUCAUGUUAGCGAUCAGUAGUCCAGUGUUUUUUGCUAUGUUUUAUGGCAAAGCAGCAGAGAUUAAAGAUUCGGUGGAGAUUUCUGAUUGUGAGUAUGAAAGCCUGUUGGAGUUGUUUCGCUUUAUAUACAGCGACAAGGCGAACCUGAACGCUGAUAAUGUCAUGCAGUUGCUUUAUUUGUCAAAGAAAUAUAUGCUGCCUACUUUGGCUGAGAAGUGCUCUGCUUUCCUUACAGAGAACUUAAACGCGUUAAACGUGUUUCACAUUUUGCCGGAUGCGCAGAAAUACGAAGAGAAAGAUUUGAUGAAUCACUGCUGGAAACUGAUUGAGACACAGACAGGAGAAGCUGUAAAAUCAGAGGGUUUCGUGACAGUCGAGAGGUCAGUACUAGAGGAAUUAGUGGAGAAAAAUUCAUUGAAUAUUAAAGAAGUGGAAUUAUUCAAAGCUGUUGAUUGCUGGGCAGAAAAUGAAUGUAAAAAGCAAGGUCUCGUAGCCGAAGGCUCCGUGAAAAGAAGAGUCCUUGGGGAACGCGUUGUUCAAGGAAUUCGUUUUCCUGUGAUGGAGCAAACAGAAUUUGCUGAUAUCGUCCUCGAUUCUGAAAUACUUACACCCAAAGAGACGAACCGUCUGGUAAAGUAUUAUAACUCUGUGCUACAUGAUUCAGUAGGAUUUCUCGAAACCGAGAGAAGACAGAGAACUGAGGGAAAGCAAGUUAUUUCUAGGUUUCGAUCACUAGAGAGAUGGUGGUAUUAUAGCAGUCAAUUUGCUUUGAACUCAAACUGUAUAUGUUUUGAUGUUGACAAAAACAUACAUCUACACGCAAUCCACUUUUUUGGAAGCGAUAACAGUCAAUAUUCAGUCACACUAGAAGUGUCCGAUCAUAGCAGUGGCAUUUCUGUUAGCAGACAAGAAAGAGAUUUUUUAUCCAAGCAGAUACAGUGUGAAAUUGGAGAUUACCAAGGCUUUGAUAUUGUACUUGAACCGCCGAUUGCUAUAAAAGCAAACAAACGAUACCGAAUUUCGGCGUCCAUUACUGGUACCCCAUCUUGGUAUGGAACAAAUGGCUGCUCUACUGUAGAAAAGUCUGGAGUGACAUUUCACUUUUUCUCGGUUUCAACUCCCACCAGUAAAGAAAAGGGACAAUUUCCUAAAUUUGUGUUUACUCUGGACUGA